Miscanthus lutarioriparius is the source of this 2304-nucleotide messenger RNA. The record is from the annotation of a GenBank genome assembly. NCBI's taxonomy places the organism in Eukaryota, Viridiplantae, Streptophyta, Magnoliopsida, Poales, Poaceae.
AUGGCCGGCGGCGACGGCGAUCGGCACCGAGCGCCGAAGCGGCACAAGUCCUCGGCGCCGUCGAAAGCGGCCCUGGUGGACGAGAGCGCCGAGUUCGACUACGCUGAUGACUUCGACGACGACGCCCACGACGCGGAUAUGGAGGUGAAGAAGAGGGAUUUCACGAAGCUCGAGUUGAAGGUGGAUCACGCGAGCCGUCCGCUCUGGGCUUGCGCCGACGGCCGCAUCUUCCUCGAGACCUUCUCGCCGCUCUACAAACAGGCUUACGAUUUCCUCAUCGCCAUCGCGGAGCCUGUGUGCAGGCCAGAAUCUAUGCAUGAGUACAAUCUAACUCCCCACUCAUUGUAUGCUGCGGUCUCAGUGGGACUUGAGACAAGCACUAUCAUUAGUGUCUUGAGUAAACUAUCUAAAACCAAGUUGCCCCGCGAAAUAAUUGAUUUCAUCCACGCAUCCACUGCUAACUACGGGAAAGUGAAGCUUGUCUUGAAGAAGAAUCGAUAUUUUGUCGAGUCUCCAUUUCCUGAGGUAUUGAGUAACCUUCUGAGGGAUGAAGUUAUAUCGAGAGCUAGGAUAUCUCCUGAGGAUUCCCUUGGUGCACCUUCAUUUACUGUUAGCAAGACAUCUGGCCAAAUUGCUAGUGGACAUGAAGACCUGUUAAAUGGAAUGGAAAUUGCUGCUGCAACUGAAGACAAGGAAACACAUUCUUUUGAGAUUGAUCCCUCUCAGGUUGAGAAUGUCAAGCAGCGGUGCUUGCCAAAUGCAUUGAACUACCCCAUGCUGGAGGAGUAUGAUUUCAGAAAUGACACUGUAAACCCAGAUUUGGAGAUGGAGCUAAAGCCGCAAGCACGGCCUAGGCCAUAUCAAGAAAAGAGCCUCAGUAAGAUGUUUGGGAACGGACGGGCAAGGUCUGGAAUUAUUGUGCUACCUUGUGGUGCUGGCAAGUCCUUGGUUGGUGUAUCUGCAGCCUGCCGUAUUAAGAAGAGCUGUUUAUGUUUGGCCACAAAUGCUGUCUCCGUAGAUCAAUGGGCAUUUCAGUUCAAGCUUUGGUCAACCAUAAAAGAUGAGAACAUUAGUCGUUUUACAUCUGAUAACAAGGAGAAAUUUACAGGCAUGGCUGGUGUGGUUGUUACUACAUAUAACAUGGUUGCAUUCGGUGGUAAAAGGUCUGAAGAUUCGGAGAAGAUCAUUGAAGAAAUCCGAAACAGAGAGUGGGGCUUGCUUCUAAUGGAUGAGGUUCAUGUUGUCCCUGCACAUAUGUUCAGAAAAGUCAUCAGCAUUACUAAAUCUCACUGCAAGCUUGGUCUUACUGCUACCCUUGUGAGAGAGGACGAACGUAUUACUGAUCUGAAUUUUCUAAUUGGACCAAAACUGUAUGAAGCGAAUUGGUUGGAUUUAGUGAAAGGUGGAUUUAUUGCAAAUGUGCAGUGUGCAGAAGUAUGGUGUCCUAUGACCAAAGAGUUCUUUGCUGAGUAUUUGAAAAAGGAAAAUUCAAAGAAGAAGCAGGUACUGUAUGUCAUGAAUCCGAACAAGUUCAGGGCUUGUGAAUUCCUGAUUCGAUUCCAUGAGCAACAACGCGGAGACAAGAUCAUUGUGUUUGCUGAUAAUCUAUUUGCACUAACUGCUUAUGCAAUGAAACUACGCAAGCCAAUGAUUUUUGGUGCCACAAGCCAUGCUGAGAGGACAAGAAUUCUCUACCAAUUCAAGAACAGUCCAGAAGUCAAUACAAUUUUCCUUUCAAAGGUUGGUGAUAACUCGAUUGAUAUCCCAGAAGCUAAUGUUAUCAUACAAAUAUCAUCUCACGCUGGUUCGAGACGUCAAGAAGCUCAGCGUCUGGGACGUAUUCUCAGGGCAAAGGGUAAGCAGCAAGAUCGGAUGGCUGGAGGAAAAGAAGAAUACAAUGCUUUUUUCUAUUCCCUUGUAUCAACUGACACACAGGAAAUGUACUACUCAACAAAAAGGCAGCAGUUUCUUAUUGACCAGGGAUAUAGCUUCAAGGUUAUCACUAGUUUGCCGCCGCCUGAAGAAGAACCUAAUCUGAGCUUUUACACACUUGAUGAACAGCUUGAGCUUUUGAGCAAGGUGCUGAAUGCAGGGGAUGACAUGAUUGGUGUUGAGCGCUUAGAAGAAGAUUCUGAUGGCAAGGCUCUUCUAAGAGCACGACGCUCUGCCGGAUCAAUGAGCGCCUUCUCUGGAGCUGGUGGAAUGGUCUACAUGGAGUACAGCACUGGGAAGGGAAAGGGUGCUCCGAAGAAACACAAGGACCCAUCAAAGAGGCAUCAUCUGUUCAAGAAACGCUAUGCGUAG